This is a messenger RNA of Colletotrichum navitas, 1461 nucleotides long. RefSeq names its product tartrate dehydrogenase. The transcript has a single exon. Gene Ontology annotation, molecular function: magnesium ion binding; NAD binding; oxidoreductase activity, acting on the CH-OH group of donors, NAD or NADP as acceptor. Bases 140 to 1237 code for a protein of 365 amino acids. Lineage: Eukaryota; Fungi; Ascomycota; Sordariomycetes; Glomerellales; Glomerellaceae. The record is from RefSeq and is a predicted model, not a curated record.
CCUCCCCCCGCCGCAGGCUUCUUGACCCUUACAUACUUAACCGUGUGUUUUUCUCCAACGGAUUCGAGGCCGGACACACAAUUGUUAAUACCUUAAUGAAUUUGAUUGUACUCCUAAAGCAACCGCACACCUUCCAAAAAUGUCUCCUCAACCACUGAAGAUUGCAGUCAUCCCUGGCGAUGGCAUCGGCACCGAAGUGAUGCCCUGGGGUGUAAAAUGUCUCGAAUCGGUCGCUGAAAUCUUUGGCAUUUCGCUGCAAUUGGAAUGGUUCGACUUUGCUAGCUGUGCAUACUACCACAAGCACGGCGAGAUGAUGCCACCAGACUGGAAGGAGACGCUCCUCAAAUUCGAUGCCAUCUACUUCGGUGCGGUCGGCAUGCCGGAUGAAGUUCCCGAUAACGUCUCGCUAUGGGGCAGCUUGCUCAAGUUCCGGCGAGAGUUCGACCAGUAUAUCAACCUACGUCCGUGUCGUCUGAUGCCGGGCGUGACCUCGCCAUUGGCCAACCGGAAGCCAGGAGACAUCGACUUCUGGAUCGUCCGUGAGAACACGGAAGGCGAGUACAGCAGCAUUGGUGGCAAGAUGUUUGAAGGAACCGACCGCGAGAUUGUCGUCCAAGAGACCGUCAUGACCAGAGUCGGUGUUGAUAGGGUCCUUCGCUAUGCCUUCGACCUGGCCCAGAGCCGCCCCCGGAAGCGUCUCACCAGCGCCACGAAAAGCAACGGGAUAAGCAUCACGAUGCCGUACUGGGACUCUCGCGUUGCUGAGAUGGCGAAGAACUACCCGGAUGUCAAGCUAGACAAGUAUCACAUCGACAUCUUGACAGCCCACUUCGUUCAGCGGCCGGACAUGUUCGACGUCGUAGUCGGCAGCAAUCUUUUCGGGGACAUUCUCUCGGACCUGGGCCCUGCUUGUACUGGCACCAUCGGUAUUGCGCCAUCGGGUAACCUCAACCCGGAGGGGAAAUUCCCUAGCCUCUUUGAGCCAGUCCAUGGCAGUGCUCCGGACAUAUUUGGCAAAGGUGUUGCCAACCCUGUUGGCAUGAUCUGGGCUGGGCAAAUGCUACUUCAACACUUUGGAUUCAAGGAGGCGGCGGAUCUCUUGCUAACGGCUAUUGAGAACGUCCUUGCACGUUCUGAGGCAAACGUUUUGACGCCGGAUAUGAGAGGUUCGGGUACAACCGAGGGUUUUGGCAAGGCAAUCGUGUCGGAAGUGAUUGAUCUAGGAAACAAGAAGUAAUUUGGCAUGUUGGGGGACAACACGAUGAGUCCUAUAUAUGUGUAGAUAAUCGUUCUUGACAAACGGGAAGCCAGUCGCUUAGUGUGAAGAACUGCAGUGUCUAAACAUUUUCAGAGUAAAGUAGGUCAUACGCUACAUCUGUAGUAGCUGCUACCAACACUAGCUAUAUAAAGCUAUUCCGGCUUCACGACACUUAAUUACGCGAAAGAUUUGUCUCACGUCAG